Messenger RNA from Mucor velutinosus, 1077 nucleotides. RefSeq names its product 26S proteasome subunit rpt4 (gene RPT4). Bases 1 to 1077 code for a protein of 358 amino acids. The transcript is spliced from 5 exons. The record is from RefSeq and is a predicted model, not a curated record. Lineage: Eukaryota; Fungi; Mucoromycota; Mucoromycetes; Mucorales; Mucoraceae.
AUGACAACGCAUCAUGAUAAUUUAGAUAGACUGCUACUGGUCUUUGUUCAUGGAUUCAGGGGCACUGAUACAAGUUUUAAAGACUUCCCCAAUAGACUCCAGACGAUAUUGACGAAUACAGUCAAAGCAGAUGUCAGCGCCAUCGUAUAUCCAUCAUACAAAACUGCUGGGGAUCUCAAAGUUGCCGUGGAAAAUUUUUCUGGAUGGUUAUGCCAACAGGUAUCUGAUAUAAAGAAGGAGAUGGAUAGAUUGGAGAGCUCUGGCAAAAUCAUGGUUGUUCUGCUAGGCCAUUCUAUGGGAGGCAUUGUCUCUGCAGAGACGAUAUUAAAGUUUCACAACAACAGCAAUGACUGUGCGGAUCAAUUACAAGGAGCCAAAAUCAUCGGCAUGCUUGCUUUCGAUACACCCUUUUAUUCAAUCAACCAAAACUUUGUGGCAGAGAAAGCGUGGUCUAGUGUUGAUCAGGUUCGAGGAUUGGGUAGUUUGUGGAACACAGGUGCGGCUACUGUAACAGCAGCUACAGCAACUAGAGCAAUUACUGCCAAUAAUCAUAGCAGUGCAGCAGGUCGAGGUGGCGGUGGCAGUGCCAAAAAAUGGGGAUUAUUUGCUGGCGUUGUGGGGGCAGCUGCUAUAGGCGCAGCUGCUUACAUUGCCCGUGAUAAGAUUCAGACGUCUUUGGCAGAUGCGUACGAUCAGUUGACAUUCAUCAGUGACCUGACAGAUAUGAAUGGCUGUGAUGAGAGAGUAAAGAAAUUAUUGGAGAUACCCGACAUGUUUUUCAAAUGCUUCUAUGUCCAAUUAAAUGAGCUGGGCAACGACCAUAGGCCCAAGACAUUCAUUAAACUACCACCCGAAGAUAUUGCAUAUUUAUUUGUGCCUAUACCAUCCUCUGCUGAUAACGAAAUUGCUGCACACACCAGUAUGUUUAAUCCUAAAAAGACAGAUCAUUACUAUGAGUUGGGGAGCGAUUCGCUAUCUCUGAUCAGCGAAAUGGUCGCUCGUUUUCAACGCAAAAACGCCGUGCCAUUGAUCCUCUCAAAAGAAGAUACUGAACAACAGCCCCAGGGGCAGCAAUAA